GAGGCUGCACGGGCAGACCUACAAGGCUGCGCAAACAGAGCGGGGAUGAGAUUCUGCUGUUUCUUUGUCUGGGGCGCUCAGAUGCUAUCAGCUGCUGCCGUUUGCUGGGAGCGCAGGGCUCAAGGCGGUCUCUAAACUGCGCCAGAGGAGCUGAUGGCUCCGAGUUUGGGGCGAGGUAGAAACUCUCCAGUGCCACUUCCGACUUUAAGCCUUCCUGUUGCCGGCCACUGUGGCGGUUUUCUUUCUGGGGACAGCGUUUUCGCGCAGUCGCUCGGCAGCCCGAGCCUGCAGCAGCGGCCAGGCGGCUGUCCCCGCGGCCCGGCUCUGCCCUGCAGACGCGCUCCGCUUCCAGAAGCGCCCGGCUGCUCCGCGAGCUCCUAAGAGCCCUCCCGCGUCCUUGUCCAGGAGCAAAACUAUGUCAGGAAUGGAGGUUUGCUAAACCAGAAAAUUCGAAGGAGAGCAUUAAACUGGUGGAUGCUGCAGAUGUAAGCGCUGUGCAAACACCUCAAACCAGUUCAGAUGUUGCUGUUUCCUCAAAUUGCAGGUCUAUGGAAAUGCAGGAUCUAACCAGCCCGCAUAGCCGUCUGAGUGGUAGUAGCGAAUCCCCCAGUGGCCCCAAACUCGAUAACUCUCAUAUAAAUAGUAAUUCCAUGACUCCCAAUGGCACCGAAGUUAAAACAGAGCCAAUGAGCAGCAGUGAAAUAGUUUCAACAACAGCAGACGGGUCUUUAGACAAUUUCUCAGGUUCAGCAAUUGGGAGCAGUAGCUUCAGCCCCAGACCAAGUCACCAGUUCUCCCCACCACAGAUCUACCCCUCCAAAGCAUACCCACAUAUUCUCCCUACCCCUUCCUCACAAACUAUGGCUGCAUAUGGGCAAACACAGUUCACCACAGGAAUGCAGCAAGCGACCGCCUACGCCACCUACCCACAGCCGGGACAGCCGUACGGGAUUUCCUCCUAUGGCAUCAAGACUGAAGGUGGAUUGUCGCAGUCUCAGUCACCUGGACAGACAGGAUUUCUCAGCUACGGCACGAGCUUUGGUACCCCUCAGCCUGGACAGGCACCGUACAGCUACCAGAUGCAAGGUAGCAGUUUUACGACGUCAUCAGGAUUAUAUACAGGAAAUAAUUCACUCACAAAUUCCUCUGGAUUUAACAGUUCACAGCAGGACUAUCCAUCUUAUCCCAAUUUCGGCCAGGGUCAGUAUGCACAGUAUUAUAACAGCUCACCGUACCCAGCACAUUAUAUGACUAGCAGCAAUACCAGCCCAACCACACCCUCUACAAAUGCCACCUACCAGCUUCAAGAACCACCAUCUGGCAUCACCAGCCAAGCAGUUACAGAUCCCGCAGCAGAGUACAGCACGAUCCAUAGCCCUUCCACGCCCAUUAAAGACUCGGACUCCGAUCGAUUACGUCGAGGUUCAGAUGGGAAGUCUCGUGGACGAGGCCGAAGAAAUAAUAAUCCUUCACCUCCCCCGGACUCUGAUCUUGAGAGGGUGUUCAUCUGGGACUUGGAUGAGACCAUCAUCGUUUUCCACUCCUUGCUUACUGGAUCCUACGCCAACAGAUACGGGAGGGAUCCACCCACUUCAGUUUCCCUUGGACUGCGAAUGGAAGAAAUGAUUUUCAACUUGGCAGACACACAUCUAUUUUUUAAUGACUUAGAAGAAUGUGACCAAGUUCAUAUAGAUGAUGUCUCUUCAGAUGAUAAUGGUCAAGACCUAAGCACAUAUAACUUUGGAACAGAUGGCUUUCCUGCUGCAGCCACCAGCGCUAAUUUAUGCCUGGCAACCGGCGUGCGCGGCGGUGUGGACUGGAUGCGGAAGCUGGCUUUCCGCUACCGACGAGUAAAAGAGAUCUACAACACCUACAAAAACAAUGUUGGAGGUCUGCUGGGUCCAGCCAAGAGGGAAGCCUGGCUGCAGCUGAGGGCUGAGAUCGAAGCCCUGACAGACUCCUGGUUGACACUGGCCCUGAAAGCACUCACGCUCAUUCACUCCCGGACAAACUGUGUGAAUAUUUUAGUAACAACGACUCAGCUUAUCCCAGCAUUGGCGAAAGUCUUGCUCUAUGGAUUAGGAAUUGUAUUUCCAAUAGAAAACAUUUACAGUGCAACUAAAAUAGGGAAGGAAAGCUGUUUCGAGAGGAUAAUUCAGAGGUUUGGGAGGAAAGUGGUGUACGUCGUCAUCGGCGACGGCGUGGAAGAGGAGCAAGGAGCGAAAAAGCAUGCCAUGCCCUUCUGGAGGAUCUCCAGUCACUCGGACCUCAUGGCCCUGCACCACGCCUUGGAACUGGAGUACCUGUAACCACCGUCGAGCACUUUGAAACCGCACGACUGCCCUGCGACCAGGACCGAAUCGAGCAGGCCUGAGUCCGUCCGCGCCAGACAAGCAAACUUACCGAUUUCACCGUGGGGACGCCCCGCUGCUGUCAGUCGGUCUUCACCUCUGCCCUUGGGGUCCAUGAAGGACCACGUCUCUUUCUUCAGAACAGCUGUUGACUCCAGUACUGUGAAUCCCAAGAAAAUAAGCCAUGAGAAUGUUCUAGCACAGUGUAAUGUGUCUUUGCCACAUUAACUACACGGUUCAAACCUGUGAAGAAAAGACCUGCAGACAGACGCCUGAGAUUUUAGCAUCUUCGAUGUGACGUGAACAGCUUCUCCAGUAGAGCGAACUUGAUUGCACA
Molecule: messenger RNA, 2688 nt
Organism: Molossus molossus (Pallas's mastiff bat)
Lineage: Eukaryota; Metazoa; Chordata; Mammalia; Chiroptera; Molossidae
Gene: EYA1
Product: EYA transcriptional coactivator and phosphatase 1
Exons: 18
Coding region: 549-2309 (586 amino acids)
Biological process (GO): negative regulation of extrinsic apoptotic signaling pathway in absence of ligand; cell differentiation; positive regulation of DNA repair
Cellular component (GO): nucleus
Molecular function (GO): protein tyrosine phosphatase activity
Source: RefSeq, a predicted model, not a curated record